Molecule: messenger RNA, 243 nt
Organism: Blepharisma stoltei
Lineage: Eukaryota; Ciliophora; Heterotrichea; Heterotrichida; Blepharismidae
Source: the annotation of a GenBank genome assembly
AUGGGAAUUUUGGGAAGUAAUGCAAGAGAUUUAUGUAGCAGCCCAUCUAUUGUUUUUGAGCUUGAAAGGUGUGAAAAGCAAGAUUUGCUAAACAAAUUCCAAAUGGACUUCAAUCAGUUUUCAUAUGAAAAUCCAGAUAUGAGAGAAGAUCAAGCUACAAUAGCUGAUUUCCAUCAAAGAACUGAAGAUUUAUGCAAUAAAAUUUUUAUAAUGUUUUAUUAUAAAACCGAUAUUAUUUUUUAA